Colletotrichum navitas is the source of this 543-nucleotide messenger RNA. RefSeq lists its product as uncharacterized. The record is from RefSeq and is a predicted model, not a curated record. The transcript is spliced from 3 exons. Bases 1 to 543 code for a protein of 180 amino acids. Lineage: Eukaryota; Fungi; Ascomycota; Sordariomycetes; Glomerellales; Glomerellaceae.
AUGUUCCAGACCAAGGAUAUCGUCAUCAGUCGUCAGGUCCUUGGAAGCACUGCGGAAUAUUUCAGGGACGGCAAUGACGGUCAAGUGGUAUUGCUGGGGUUGUUGAGAAGUUGCUCUGAUGGCCUGAAACUGCGAAUUAACAUAUCCUUGAGCUAUUUAUCUCGAUUUUUCAAAAUGUCCACUGUGAAUGCCGAGCCUGAGGCACUUCUAGCUUUGACACCGCGAAGCCCCAUGACCUCGUUUGCCUGGAGUGACUCUAGGAAUGACGGAAACGUGAACACUCUCAACGUCGUCGUGGCGGCAAGUGAUCUGGGCGGCAUAGCGAGUACAGAGCUCUGGCGCCCUAACGAGAGGGGCUUCGCCGACCACAACGAGGUGUGGGAACGAAACAAGGUCAGCGAUGCCAAGCUCACGCAGCUUGUCAACUGUGCAAGAGUAGAUGUCGUCGCCAAGCGACUAGCCCACAGCAGUGUCGGUCUCUUUGUCAACCAUCUUCGCAUACAACGUGCAAGUAUCGGCGUUAUCCAGAAGGGGCAACAUUGA